AGAGCCGUCUUCACCGAAACAAAUAUCUGGAGCCACCAUCACAGUCUUCAACGGCGACUUCUUCGAUCGCCGGAAGGUAUUUUCUGAUGAAACGCGGCGAGAAAUUUGCAGAGAGAGCAAUCUUAACUGCUUUACAGGGGAAAUCGUGUCCGAUAUGCCUCGAAAAUCUAACUGAGCGACGAUCCGCCGCCGUGAUAACGGCGUGCAAGCACGGAUACUGUCUUGCUUGUAUUCGGAAGUGGAGCGGCUUCAAGAGGAAUUGUCCUCUCUGCAACACUCUUUUUGAUUCCUGGUUUAUCGUCAGUGAUGUUGCUUCUAGAAAAUGCCACAAGGAGCAUUUACCGAUUCUUCGUGAUCGUGAGACUUUAACUUAUCAUCGGGAUAAUUCUUCCGGUCGCCGGAGGUCGAGGGAUGUUUUGGAUAACUCUAGCUCAAGAUCAAGGCCAUUGCCAUGGCGGAGAUCAUUUGGACGGCCAGGUUCAGUUCCUGAUUCUAUCAUCUUCCAGCGAAAGCUUCAGUGGCGAGCUAGCAUAUACAAUAAGCAAUUACGAGCUGUUCGAUUACAUUCGAGGCGCUUGGAACUAAGUUUGGCGGUGAAUGAUCACACCAAAGCAAAGAUAACUGAAAGAAUUGAGCCAUGGAUUAGAAGAGAGCUUCAGGCAGUCCUUGGAGAUCCUGAUCCAUCAAUUAUUGUUCAUUUUGCGUCAGCUCUUUUCAUCAAAAGGCUUGAGAGAGAGAAUAAUCGACAAUCCGGGCAGACCGGGAUGUUGGUGGAAGACGAAGUCUCCUCUCUCCGAAAAUUCUUGUCUGAUAAGGUGGAUAUAUUUUGGCAUGAACUAAGAUGUUUCGCGGAGAGUAUUCUCACGAUGGAGACGUAUGAUGCAGUGGUUGAAUACAAUGAGGAUAUGUAUUAUGUGGGUUUGGUUUCACUAGAUAACCGAGCACUAUGCUCUCGCCAAAUGAAGCAAAUGGACAGACUUACAACACGACUGUUAGUCUCUUGGAAGUUCAAUAGUGGAAAGAGUGGACCAGUGAGGAGGCUGGUUUCGUCUAAAGCAAUGAAAUGUUUCUACUUCAGCAAAGACAAAACUCAGGAUGAUGAAGCUAAGACGAGAAAGUUUGGUUCUGCUACGAUGGCUAGAGGAGGAUCAGGGUCUGAGUUUAACUCUGAUACAAGUACUGCUACUUCCAUUACUUCUUCCUUGCACGUUCUCUCAGAGACACACAGUAAUAAUCUCAAAGUCUUUGCCCUCGAUGACCUUAAAACCGCUACCAAGAAUUUCAGCCGCUCCUUGAUGAUCGGUGAAGGUGGCUUUGGCGGUGUGUUUCGUGGUGUGAUUCAGAACCCUCAAGAUUCUCGUAAAAAGAUUGAAAUUGCAGGGCAUAAAGAAUGGGUGACAGAGGUAAAUGUACUGGGAGUAGUGGAGCAUCCGAAUCUGGUGAAGCUGAUCGGUUAUUGCGCUGAGGAUGAUGAGAGAGGGAUCCAACGGCUACUUGUUUACGAAUACGUACCAAACAGAAGUGUUCAAGACCAUUUAUCCAAUCGUUUUAUUGUCACUCCGCUCCCUUGGUCCACCAGAUUAAAGAUUGCUCAGGACACUGCUCGAGGACUCGCUUAUCUUCAUCAAGGCAUGGAGUUUCAGAUCAUCUUUAGGGAUUUCAAAUCCUCCAAUAUUCUUCUUGAUGAGAAUUGGAAUGCAAAACUCUCGGAUUUCGGACUGGCUCGAAUGGGUCCUUCUGAUGGAAUCACUCACGUCUCCACUGCGGUUGUAGGGACCAUUGGUUAUGCAGCACCUGAAUACAUCCAAACAGGACACCUCACGGCCAAGAGCGACGUGUGGAGCUACGGAAUCUUUCUAUAUGAACUCAUCACAGGAAGACGGCCUUUCGACCGUAACCGCCCAAGAAACGAGCAGAACAUCUUGGAGUGGAUAAGACCACACUUGUCCGACAUAAAGAAGUUCAAGAUGAUCAUCGACCCAAGACUUGAAGGAAACUACUACCUCAAAUCAGCAUUGAAGCUAGCUGCGGUUGCAAACCGGUGUUUGAUGGUGAAGGCGAAGGCGAGGCCAACGAUGAGUCAGGUUUCAGAGAUGUUAGAAAGGAUAGUGGAAACAUCAGAUGGUGCUCCUUCAGGACUACCAUUGAUGAAAAGCUUGACACCUAAAGAUGCAUUCGAGGCCUCAAGAAGAGAGAGACUCAAAUCCGUCCUCGGUCUCAAAAACUGUAUCGUCGACGAUCCUAAUCGCUGCAUUCCGAUAUCUGCCAUCUCCAAGAAGACGCGUCAAUUCGAUGUAUCAACCAAAAUCGCUCAGUUUUUAAGGAAGUUUCCCUCAAUCUUUGAGGAGUUCGUUGGUCCAGAGUAUAAUCUACCAUGGUUUAGAUUGACACCAGAAGCUACAGAGCUCGAUAGGCAAGAGAGAAUCGUUUACCAAACUUCUGCAGAGGAUUUGCGUGAUAGGUUGAAGAAAUUGAUUUUGAUGAGUAAAGAUAAUGUUUUGCCACUAAGUAUAGUUCAAGGAAUGAAAUGGUAUUUAGGUUUACCUGAUGAUUACUUGCAAUUUCCAGAGAUGAAUUUAGAUUCUUCGUUUAGGUUUGUGGAUAUGGAAGAUGGUGUUAAAGGUUUAGCAGUAGACUAUAAUGGAGAUAAGGUUUUGUCUGUGUUGCAGAAGAAUGCAAUGAAGAAGAGAGGAAGAAGAGAGGAAGAAGUGAAUUUAGAAGAGAUUGAGUUUCCUCUGUUUCCAUCAAAAGGUUGUAGAUUGAGAGUCAAAAUUGAAGAUUGGUUAAAAGAGUUUCAAAAGCUUCCUUAUGUAUCACCAUAUGAUGAUUAUUCAUGUUUGGAUCCAAGUAGUGAUGUAGCAGAGAAGAGAGUUGUUGGGUUUCUUCAUGAAUUGCUUUGUCUUUUCGUUGAGCAUUCCGCUGAAAGGAAGAAGUUGUUAUGUCUCAAGAAGUUUUUCGGAUUGCCGCAAAAGGUUCAUAAGGCAUUUGAGAGACAUCCGCAGAUUUUUUACUUGUCUAUGAAGAAUAAAACUUGUACAGCUAUUCUUAGAGAGCCUUAUAGAGAUAAAGCCAGUGUUGAAACACAUCCUGUGUUAGCUGUAAGGAAGAAAUACAUCCAGUUGAUGAAGAAUUCAGAGUUGAUUCUGAAGAGUAGAAGGAAUCGUUUCGGGUUUAGGGACGAAGGGAUUGUAGAGAAAGAUUUGGAUUUGGAUUUUGAAGGCUAAGGCAAAAUAUUGUACCUUACAAGAAUCAGUUUAUGACCGAUCUUUAUUAAUCAACUUUCAAACCAGUUUUAAGAUGCAGAUCAUCACUCAGGAUAUUACAAAAGCUUUGAAUGCAAGAAUGAAUUGCUAUACGAAAA
Molecule: messenger RNA, 3361 nt
Organism: Arabidopsis arenosa
Lineage: Eukaryota; Viridiplantae; Streptophyta; Magnoliopsida; Brassicales; Brassicaceae
Source: the annotation of a GenBank genome assembly